AUGGGUUUCAGCUGCGGUCUCUUUCACAGGCGGCCGGCACGCCAAAGUGUCCCGGCCGCGAAUGCGCAAGGGCAGCAAAGUCAGCAGGGACAGCAGGGACAGAGUGAUCUACAGGACAUUGAAUACACCCCCAGGACAUCCUAUGCCAGCUCCCACAACGAGGAGAUCACCACGACUCGGCAGCAUGCCAUGGCUGGCCGUGCUGGCCCCGCUGCUCCUCAAGCAAACGUUCAGAAUCCCGAGCUGGCCGGUUACUACUCGCCGCCCGCGCCUCGCCCAGCUCCUCCACCUCGACCUCGGGCACCGUACAGGCCGCCGCAGGAGCUGAGCGGAUUUUAUUCGCCGGGGUCAUCGGCGGCACAGCCGUCGCAGCAAGGGACAUCUCAGAGACAGGCGCCGCUGGUCAAUCAGGCGAGAAACCCAAAGCCUACAAUGUAUACUUGA
Molecule: messenger RNA, 444 nt
Organism: Pestalotiopsis fici W106-1
Lineage: Eukaryota; Fungi; Ascomycota; Sordariomycetes; Amphisphaeriales; Sporocadaceae
Exons: 1
Coding region: 1-444 (147 amino acids)
Source: RefSeq, a predicted model, not a curated record